AUGGGGAUGGCGGCGAAGCAAAAGCAGUUUCCGUUGGAUGUACUGUUCGACAUCUUUUCCCGGCUACCCAUCAAGACACUCUUGCGCUUCAGGUGUGUCUCUCCGCUGUGGUGCACCAUCAUCGACGAUCCAGACCUUGCUAGCACGCACCGACUCCGACGCGUUGAAGAACCCAAAAUUCUACUUCUUGAAGCCACGCACAAACCGCUAGACCUGGUGUUUCGAGAAGAUAGGAGUGGGCUCUUAAGGUUUGUAAGUGGCAAAGCAGCGUAUUCUCUUGAGGGCUGCUGCAAUGGGUUGCUUUGCUUCACAAGACCUUUCUGGUAUUAUAACCAUAGCCCUUUGUUUUUGGUUAAUCCUCAAAGGCAACAAGUUGUAGAGUUGCAACGUCCCCCUUGCAAAGGCGCCCCGUGGCCUCCAGUGCAUGAUACAGUGUGCAGUUGUAGUUAUGGUUUGGGGUUUGAUUGUUCAACAAAUACGUACAAGAUUGUUGGAGUUUUUUUCAAUGGAAAAAAUGCAGGCGAUGAUGAUGAUGAUUUAUGUGCCCAAGUGUACACUCUUGGAAGAGGUCGAUCCUCAUGGAGAGCCGUUAAAGGUCCUUCUAAAACCACAAUUAGGAAUCGUAAGUGUAUCCAUGGAAGGCCUGUAUAUGCAUGUGGAGCACUUCAUUGGCUUGUUAUGCAUAUACAUAAUAAUGGGGUUCAUCUUCAAUACAAGAUUGUUUAUUUUGAUGUUGGAAAGGAGGAAUUUGGGUUGAUUUAUCCACCCAGAUUUCAGUCUAAUUAA
Messenger RNA from Corylus avellana, 786 nucleotides. The record is from RefSeq and is a predicted model, not a curated record. Lineage: Eukaryota; Viridiplantae; Streptophyta; Magnoliopsida; Fagales; Betulaceae.